This is a messenger RNA of Beta vulgaris subsp. vulgaris (sugar beet), 1040 nucleotides long. Its product is annotated as photosystem II reaction center Psb28 protein. Gene Ontology annotation, biological process: photosynthesis. Lineage: Eukaryota; Viridiplantae; Streptophyta; Magnoliopsida; Caryophyllales; Amaranthaceae. The record is from RefSeq and is a predicted model, not a curated record. The coding region runs from base 185 to 739 and encodes 184 amino acids. Gene Ontology annotation, cellular component: photosystem II; photosystem II oxygen evolving complex; chloroplast thylakoid membrane. The transcript is spliced from 2 exons.
CAUUAGCUUUUGCAAGGGGUACAAUAUCAGUGAAUGGCUGAUGUUGCAACACAUCUUCUGAAAAUGGAGAUGACCAUAUCAUCAUCAUAAUCUCUCUCCUCAAAAAUCCACUGAAUUAUACUUUAUUUUCAAAACAUUUCUCGUUUAUUUUUUCUACUUGCCAAAACAAAUUCAAUAUCAAAGCAUGGCAGCAGCUCUGCAAUCUCUCACUUGUUCUUAUCCACCUUCUCAUUGUUCGUCUCACAAAUAUUCCUCUUACUCAGGCAUUUGUCUUUUAUCUUCGGCUAAUCCCCAGCGUGUACACUCGUCGUUCAAUGGGCUUCAACUGAGGUUGCGUCCUUUGAGAUGGGUAUCACAAAGGUCAUUAUCUGCACCAAUUGGCCGCAUAGUGAUGAUGGUUCAACCGAAAAUUCAGUUCAUCCAAGGGACCGAUGAACUUACAAUACCAGAUGUGAAACUAACUAAAUCGAAGGAUGGGACAAAUGGCAUGGCUUUAUUUAAAUUUGAUCAGCCCUCUGUCUUUGACUCAUCUAAGGAAGUCGGCGAUAUAACUGGGUUCUACAUGAUCGAUGAGGAAGGUGUUCUUCAGACAACCAGUGUGAAUGCAAGGUUUAUCAACGGGAAGCCAGCAGGGGUUGAAGCAAAGUACAUCAUGCGCACCCCACGAGACUGGGACAGGUUCAUGAGAUUCAUGGAACGCUAUGCCAAUGCGAAUGGUUUGCAAUUCGUUAAAAGUUAAGGCAAUGUACAUCCUUUCUUUAUCAUAAACCAGAUUUUUGCAUGGUUUUGCAAGUCCUAUAUAGCUCGAAAUCUUGGUUCUUUUCCAUUUUGAUUCGUAUUGUUUGUUCUGUCAUCUGAUCUGACAAGUUACAUAUCUUGACAGUAAAUCACUUAAGAUUGCUAAUUCGUUUCUUUUGGAGAUGACUAAAAUACUCCUCCAUGUCCUAUGUGAAUGCAAUAACUUUAGUGAAAAGGCAAAUUGCUUUACUUCACUAUUUCAUUUACUCCUGUAUAAAUGGAGAAAGCAUAAAGUUCUUGAA